AACAACCCCACAGCUCAAAUUGCACCUUCUCCUUAUUUUGAAUGCAUUUUGAUCUCAACAGAGGAAAAACGAGCCAAAAUUCAUCCUUUUCUGCUUUUAUUUUUAAUGCCAAGCUCCUACAUUUAUCAUUUUUCAAUUCCACGGACCUAGAUUAAAAGCAGGAGGAAAAGCUAGGUGAUGAAAUAUGAAGAAAUCAUAAUUAAAAAUCAAUGAGGUUUUGGGUUUUUUCUUCCUAAAGGGGAUUUCAGGGGGUCCCACGGGUGCAGUGCUGGAGAAGCGUGUGGGGCUGCCACGCACACCUGGUUUGGGGGCUCCGUGCAGAAGAAGCUGCCGGGCUGAGUCUCCAGGCGCUGCCACAGCAGAUGCUCUUUGACAGCCAUCGGCAAGACGUCUGCGCCGAGACAGGGAAGAACCUCCUGGGGUGAAACCAGCCCUACCACCAAGAGGUGACUGUGCGUGGAAAGGGGGAGCUGGCACAAAACCCCUCCGUCGUUGACUCCACCACCAUGGCCCGGCCAUGGCUCCAUCUCUGCAUCUGCCUCCAGAUCCCAGGUUUCUGUACAAAUCUACUUUUAGUGCAGACUCCAGAGAAUAUUUUAGCCCAAACUAACAGUAAAACAGAAAUCCUCUGUGAGCUGAAGAAGGAACAUACUGGGGUGUACUGGUACCGCUGGAGCCAGGAGAGGCAAAAUUUCGAGUUCUUGGUAUUUUCCAGCUUGUUGGGCAAAGCCACGUAUGGCACAAACAUCAGCCAGGACAAGUUUAGUGUCCAUGGGGGGAGUUCCCACAACUCCUACAGCCUGCACAUCAGCAACCUCCAUGCCUCGGACAAUGGCACCUAUUACUGCUCCGUCUCCCAGUCCUCCCAGCUCCUCCUGGGCAGCAGGACACGUCUCGGUGUGGUUGAUGUUUUGCCUCUGCCUCGGAAGACCACUCGGGCACCAUUCUCCAAAAAACCCGUGCGGUGUGUAACGAAAAGAAAAGCUUACAGCAAGAAAGGUGCCUGCAGCCCCCUGGUCUGGGUCCCGCUGGCUGCCAGCAUCCUGGUCCUCCUGCUGAGCCUGGUCCCCACCGCCCACCGCUUCUACCGUCUGCGGCGGAGGCUCUGGCUUCGCAUCCACAGGCAGUAAAUCCCACCAGCUCCCCCUACCUCGGGCAGGCACAGAGACGCGGCCGACCCUCCCCUGCAGGACGCUGAGCCUGAACGGGACCCCCGAAGGAAGUUACAGGGGACAGAUGUGGGCUUGCACUGCAAGACAGAAGUUUCUUUCCUGUGAUGGACCACAAAUUUAAUAUUUUUUCGUGAUACAAUGGCUGGCAAAAGGACAGGGGCGGAUCCUGCAGCAUGCUGAGCACUUCUCAAAGGGCACUGAGCAGGGUCAACACUGCGUCCAGCUCUGCACCGGGGCUGCUGUACCAAAGGGAUUCAGAUGGGCUGUAAGGAUGCUCUGAGAGCUUCUUGUCUCUCCUCUCUGUUCGUCCAUGGGGCAGCACAUGGGUGCUUUUGGUUUGCUCCUGCUGAUGCUGGUUGAUAAGACUUUGGUAACGGACAGUCUGAGAGCAACCGGCAGACAGC
Molecule: messenger RNA, 1576 nt
Organism: Chroicocephalus ridibundus (black-headed gull)
Lineage: Eukaryota; Metazoa; Chordata; Aves; Charadriiformes; Laridae
Gene: CD8B
Product: CD8 subunit beta
Exons: 5
Coding region: 507-1130 (207 amino acids)
Biological process (GO): regulation of immune response
Cellular component (GO): cell surface
Molecular function (GO): MHC class I protein binding; coreceptor activity
Source: RefSeq, a predicted model, not a curated record